Molecule: messenger RNA, 969 nt
Organism: Oryza brachyantha (malo sina)
Lineage: Eukaryota; Viridiplantae; Streptophyta; Magnoliopsida; Poales; Poaceae
Product: DNA-directed RNA polymerase II subunit RPB7
Exons: 6
Coding region: 16-705 (229 amino acids)
Biological process (GO): DNA-templated transcription; positive regulation of nuclear-transcribed mRNA poly(A) tail shortening; transcription initiation at RNA polymerase II promoter
Cellular component (GO): P-body; RNA polymerase II, core complex
Molecular function (GO): translation initiation factor binding; single-stranded DNA binding; single-stranded RNA binding
Source: RefSeq, a predicted model, not a curated record
AUUUGGACGGCCAGGAUGCAGCGCGGCACUGAUCCGACGGUUCGCACGCCUCGUCCCCGGCUUAAUAUUGCCAUCCCCUCGCCUCGUCCCCGAAUCGUGAGGAGGAAUCGGUUCGCCAUUCGCUUCGCCCACCGCCUCGCCGAGUCGCCGGCGGCCGACGAGGGCAACAAGAUGUUCUUCCACAUCGUGCUGGAGCGGAACAUGCAGCUGCAUCCGCGGCACUUCGGCCCGCACCUCCGCGACAAGCUCGUCUCCAAGCUCAUCAAGGACGUCGAGGGCACCUGCAGCGGGCGGCACGGGUUCGUGGUGGCGAUCACGGGGGUGGAGGACAUCGGCAAGGGGCUCAUCCGGGAGGGCACGGGCUACGUCACCUUCCCCGUCAAGUACCAGUGCGUCGUCUUCCGGCCCUUCAAGGGGGAGAUCCUCGAGGCCGUCGUCACCAUGGUUAACAAGAUGGGCUUCUUCGCGGAGGCUGGGCCUGUGCAGAUCUUCGUGUCCAACCAUUUGAUUCCUGAUGAUAUGGAGUUCCAAUCUGGGGAUGUGCCAAAUUAUACGACUUCUGAUGGAUCGGUGAAAAUUCAGAAAGAUAGUGAGGUUCGGUUGAAGAUUAUUGGGACACGUGUUGAUGCAACAGAAAUUUUUUGCAUCGGCACAAUAAAAGAUGACUUUCUGGGUGUUAUCAGUGAUCCUGGUGCUGCAGUGUAAAUUAUCCGGUGGCAGGCCUCCAUCAUACUCUUGAAAAGGAAUAUUAUGAUGAAUUCUAGUGUUCAAAUAUGGAGCCUGUAUUAUGGGAUUCAAAGCAGGCAUUUAACCAAUCAAGCUGACUUUUUUCGGAUUGUACAAUUUAGUACACUGCCUUGCAAUUAUUUACACGUUCAAUGCUCUGAAAUGCAUCCUCCAAAAAAAAUAAAACGAAGAAAAGAAAAGGCUACGAAAGGUAGUAAACCUAUCUUUUCACGUUAGCAUGAA